Molecule: messenger RNA, 1864 nt
Organism: Ipomoea nil (Japanese morning glory)
Lineage: Eukaryota; Viridiplantae; Streptophyta; Magnoliopsida; Solanales; Convolvulaceae
Product: probable magnesium transporter NIPA4
Exons: 9
Coding region: 147-1193 (348 amino acids)
Biological process (GO): magnesium ion transport
Cellular component (GO): membrane
Molecular function (GO): magnesium ion transmembrane transporter activity
Source: RefSeq, a predicted model, not a curated record
GCCAAUCGCUGUGUCUUGCUUCACUUCCUUCACAAAACUUGAUGGUGGGUUUUCUCCCCCAAGUCAUUAGUGGUGGACUGGUGGGAGGGGAGACCCAAGGAUCGUAAGAUCAAGGUAACGUUUUGUACUGCGAAGAAGACAUCACAAUGGGUUUCUCCAGAGACAACGUUUGUGGGAUUGGGUUGGCUCUGCUCUCAAGUGCUUUCAUAGGGGCCAGCUUCAUCAUCAAGAAGAAAGGACUCAGAAGAGCAGCUGCUGUUUCUGGUGUCAGAGCCGUAAUCAGUAUUUGGUUUUGCUGGUUGGUGGUAGGUGUUGGUGGCUACUCGUAUCUAUUGGAACCUCUCUGGUGGUUUGGAAUGGUCACAAUGAUUGUUGGAGAGAUUGCAAACUUCGUGGCAUAUGCAUUUGCCCCUGCUGUUCUUGUGACCCCUCUUGGCGCACUGAGUAUCAUUGUCAGUGCUAUAUUGGCUCAUAUUGUCUUGAAAGAAAAGUUGCAUCUGCUAGGAAUCUUGGGCUGUGUUAUGUGCAUUGCCGGUUCUGUCAUAAUCGUGAUCCAUGCACCACAGGAGCGCCCUAUCUCUUCUGUCAAGGAAGUCUGGUACAUGGCAACGCAGACAGCCUUUUUGGCCUAUGUGGGAUCGGUACUCAUUUUGGUGUUUAUUCUCGUCUUCUAUCUUGCACCUGAAUAUGCUCAUACCAAUGUACUUAUUUACACUGGAAUUUGUUCACUGAUGGGUUCUCUCUCGGUCAUGAGUGUCAAAGCCCUUGGAACUUCACUGAAACUAACUUUUGAGGGAAAGAACCAGUUGAUCUACCCCGAAACCUGGUUUUUCAUGUUUGUUGUGGCGGUCUGUGUGGUUACCCAGAUGAAUUAUCUCAACAAGGCCCUUGAUACAUUCAACACUGCCGUUGUCUCUCCUAUAUACUAUGUUAUGUUCACAUCACUUACAAUUGUUGCCAGUGUUAUUAUGUUUAAGGAUUGGGAUGGCCAGAACGUGGGAAACAUUGCAUCAGCAAUAUGUGGUUUUGUGGUUGUGCUCUCUGGUACCAUCUUGUUGCAUGUAACUAAAGACAUGGAGAGAAGUUCGUCUGUUAGAGGUAGUUAUACUUCUUUAUCCCCGUCAUUGUUGGCCCAACUAUGUAGUGCAAAUGGGGAACCAUCGAAACAUGAAGACGAGGGUAGUGAGGCAUGAUUCAGCCCAGUGGAAGUCGCCUCAAGAAGACGAGAGCUUUACACAUGACAUAAUCACCCGAAAGCUAGCCUAUUUGAUUAAGACUUUUUUGUUAGCAAAGGAGUUAUCUCUCGAGAUUAUUUUGUACGCGAUAAGGCAAUAAUGUGACUUCUUGGAAGGUGUUUCUGAAGCAUUCGUGUUUCACAACUAUGGUUCAGCCGCCUGUUUGUGGCUUCACCUUUGCGUUCUGAAUGGUCAAAAAAUCGGAAGAAAUUCAUCGGGUAGCUGCUUCAACUUGGCAUGUACAGUUUUUCCGUGUUCUAGGCAUGAUAUAUACAGUGUGGAAUUAGAUACAUAUUCCGAUAUUCGUUCAAUAUCUUGUGAUUAUAUUUUGGAGAAAGGGAUUACAAAGAUCUGAGCUGAAGCAUACAUGUUGCUGCAUGGCCAAAUUUAUAGAGGUUGGAAGUUCAUUCAUUGAAUGGCUUAUGGCCAUGAAAAUAAAGUGCAGUAUCCAUUGUUAUCGUUGCUGGAUUUAUCCCUUUGUCUGGGGUGUGGUUCAGGAAACUGGUUGGUACAAUUUGUUGUAUAGUUAAAGUAUAUAGAAUUUAUCUGUUUAUAGAUUUGCUGCUUGUGUGUUUUGUACAUGCUAAUUGAAACAUUAUACUUCAAUUUUCAUAUAGAACAUUUACAUA